This is a messenger RNA of Vanessa atalanta (red admiral), 1370 nucleotides long. It is a transcript of the gene sty, whose product is annotated as protein sprouty. The coding region runs from base 298 to 954 and encodes 218 amino acids. The record is from RefSeq and is a predicted model, not a curated record. Gene Ontology annotation, biological process: negative regulation of fibroblast growth factor receptor signaling pathway; animal organ development; multicellular organism development. NCBI's taxonomy places the organism in Eukaryota, Metazoa, Arthropoda, Insecta, Lepidoptera, Nymphalidae. The transcript has 2 exons. Gene Ontology annotation, cellular component: membrane; cytosol.
GAGGGACGCGCGGCGGCGGGGUGCGGCUCUCCGCCGGCCCGCUCCCGCGCCCGACGCCAGUGCGGAAUGUGCCAGCGAACGGAACGGUCGUUUCGUUGGAGCGUAGCGCUAACGCUCCCGGUUUUCCAUUAAAAUGUGUAUAAGGAUAAGUGCAGUGAAUCCGCACGAGUUCGGAACGGUUACGAAAAUCGCCGUCAUCGAGAUCAGGAGUAGAAAUCAACGAAGAACUUCACCGAGGAAGUGGGGACGAUGAGGGAACAGGAAGGCGACGGCCCAGAGAGCCGUUAGCCGGACUCGAUGGACGAGUAUGGCGGGCCGGCGGCGCCGCCCCGGCCGCCCAAGCCGGCGGCGCGCGUGCACCGAGCGGGCGCGGCAGGCGGCGGGGGCGCGGGUGCGGGCGGCGCGCGCCAGCCCGCCGUGUCGCUGCUGCGGCCGCGGCCCGAGGCCGAGCGCGAGCGCAACGCGUACGUGGAGGCCCCGCGCCGCGCGCCCCCCGCGCCGCCCCACCGACACGCGGCGUCGCAGCCGCUCAAGCCGGUGACCGCUCAGCCAGCCGCCGACAAGAGGCGAACGCCGCUCGCGACGGACUCGAUCGUGUGCGAGACCUGCGGCCGCUGCCGCUGCGAGCAGUGCGCGCGGCCGCGUCCGCUGCCCUCGCGCUGGCUGUGCGGCUCGUGCCUGUGCAGCGCGGAGGCAUGCGUCGACUACGCGUCGUGCAUGUGCUGCGCGAAGGCGCUAUUCUACCACUGCGGGAGCGGCGAGGAGGAGGCUAGCGAGCCGUGCGCGUGCGGGCCGCGGCUGGCGUGCGUAGCGGCGCUGGCGGUGCCGCUGCCGUGCCUGUGGCUGUACUGGCCGCUGCGCGGGUGCGCGGCGGCGGGUGCGACCGCAUACGCGCGCUGCCGCCGCGCCGGCUGCCGCUGCCCCGAGCCGCCGCCGCUCUCCAGUAUUAUCUAGUCCCGCCGCGCGCCCGCGUUGUACAAAUAUUUAUUGGCGAGCGGAGAGCUCCGGACCGCGCGGGGGUGGACUCAGUGAUCGCUGUGCCUGGUCCGAGUGAGUGGUGACGGCGCGGGGCCGGCGCGGACGAGCGCCCCGCGCCGCUGAGUGAUCGUCUCUUGUAAAUAUAGUCGUAUAGUGUGAAUGUACGUGAACGUGUCGCCCGAACGCCGAAAGUCUCAAAUUUUCUUGAGACCGAAACGUGUCAUAAGAAAACGCUAACAUUAGUAUUUUGGAUUCCACACAAAUCCAGAGAAGAUUAAGAAAUGAGAUAUAAAGCAUACUUAUUAAGAUGUAGAUAAUUUACCAUUUAUUUAUUAACUGAAUUUGUAUUUAUUUGUAAAUAAAACGACAACAUUAUAUUAUAAAUACGAAUG